AUGAAGGCCGGCAGCCUCUCCGGCCGGAGCAGAGACGCAGGUGGUCCAUCCCCGGCCCCUGCCACCAGCCAGGACAUUACCGAGGCAGUGAUCGACAACAUCCAGCAUGAUGUAGAGCAGUCGCAAGACAUGCCAGAACCAGAGAGCGACACCAAAGAGGCCGAGGGGCUCGGGUUCGGCGAGUUGGCCAAGAACUUGGAGUUCCUGAUGCUCAAGGAGACCGCCGUGGAACUCCUGGAGGAGAAGACUAGCAAACAGGAGCGAAACCUUCAGAAGUGCAUGGAGGAGAAGAGCGGACCAAAGCCCCCGCCCUCGCUCGUCGAGCUGGAGGCCUUGAAAGAAGAGAGAGCUCAGCGUGCCCAGACGGUCUUAGACACGGUCCUCCGCAAGCACGAGCACCAAAGGGAGACGCGCCAUUGGGUCACUCCGGUGUCUUUGGAGCAGCGGGAGCAGGGCUCGUCGGGCAUUAACCCGGUGGAUGGGAUUGCAAGCGCGGUCAAUGCUGCAGUGGGCAAAGUCGCAGACGCAUUGGAGAGUGCGUGCAUCCCCAUUCCACCAACACCCCACCUGACCAACGACGAAUUCGGACUCAACUUGGGCUCCUGGAAAUGCGAGGUCAAGCUCGGAGGUAAAACGAUACCCAUCAUCGACAUCAAACUGGGAAGGAUUUCGCAGGACUGGCCCCAACAUGUCAAGACGGCCAUCACCGUCGGCUCCGGGAUGAAGAAAUGUGCUGCUCAGGUUGCGGCAAGCUCGCCAAGCUCGCUCUACGGUUGCAUAUCGACCGAAGUCGUGGAGGCUAAUCCUGUGUUGUCCAUGGCAUAUGCGCUCUUCAGGGACCUGUGGAUAUGCAAUGGCAAGAAGUGGAUGAAUCCGCGCGACAACGCGGGGGAGAUCUACUCGUGCCUCGGCAACAGCUUGUUCGACAACGUCCCGCAGCUCUCCAAGGCGAAGCCUUUGUUCGACGCCACCCAGGCCUGUGAAGGCGCAAAUGCGAACACCAUGAAGUGCAUCUUCAACAACGUCAUGAAGGAUGUGCUGGGUUGCACGGAUAUGAGCUCGGCGCAGUCGGUCGCCAUUUGCCUGGGCAACAACAUGAUCAACUACGUUCCUCCCUUCACCUUCUUCAACAAGAUAGGCGACAUUAUUGGGGACAUGAUCGAGGGCUUCGCCAGGAUCGCGGCAGGCUUGAUGAAGCAGGUCCUCAAGAAGGGCCAGGCCUUGAUCCAGCAGGCCGUGUCCACCAAGUUCCCCGCCGUCGGAGAUGGUCCGAUGGUGCGCCACGAAUCCUCGAACUUGAGGAUCUACACCCACUCUGCACCUCCAAAGAAGCGGGGCAUGUCGGCCUUGCAGGAGGAGAAGCCGGGAACCGGCCUCUCGUGGGGCUUCGGCUCAGACAAAAGCCACCAGCAGACCAGGCUGAUCACCCAGCGCCUCGGCCGCUCGUUCCUUGGCCACGAGGUGGACACCAGCUCUUGCCUUGCCUUCGCGCCCAAGAACAAGCACGGCCACAACGGACAGGCCACCCAAACGGAUUGGCAGGUUCAGAACCCGGACGACUUCGUGCCGCUCGAGCCCUGGGCCGUGCCUUGUGGCAAUGCCUGGAUGAAGGACAACGCAGACAAGUGGCAGGGCUACUCUUUUUACUCCGCCGAGAUGUUUAUCGACGAAU
Molecule: messenger RNA, 1672 nt
Organism: Symbiodinium necroappetens
Lineage: Eukaryota; Dinophyceae; Suessiales; Symbiodiniaceae
Source: the annotation of a GenBank genome assembly